AAUUGCACAUUUAUUAAAAAGCUGUUUUUGCUUUUUUCUGUUCUUGUCAUUCUGGGGUACUGUGAGAAGAUCUUUUAGAAAUGUUUUAAUUGAUUUUAAAAUAGGUGGAAAGAAAACUAAAGAAAUAUGAAUACUUUGUGGUGGCACUGUAUGAGAUAUUGAGAUCUUCAGUCAUGGUAUGAUGUUUUGAUUAGUUUAGAAUUUCCAUCAGGGGAAACAAUUUUAAAAACUACUGGAACAAAAAUAAAAGAUUAUAACCCACAGUAAGUGAAUAAAAAAUGGAUUGAGGUAAUCAUUCCAGUUUUUAGCCCAGGCCGUUCCUGAAAACAAUAAGUCAAAAAUAGGGAAAUGUGUCCAUACCUUUGUGGACCUUCCUAACCUUGUGUAGCUGUUCACAAGGUUGGGAAUCCUGCAGCAUAUCCCACAAAUAGACGCAAGAAACGCCCAAGUUAAUUACUUGGGCAUUUCUUGCGUCUAUUAGUUUGUAAUAGGAUUUAAUUCUUUGUAAUAGGACACUUGGCUCAGAUAAAAGUGCUUGUGCACACUUCACAGGCCACUUCAUUCCGCAUUUAUCCCAUAAAGGUCUUUCAUGGAGCAGCUUCCAUAUGAGUAAACAAUCUUGCUAACACAUGCGACGAAUACAUGCUCAUAGUUCAUACUCAGACACUAUUUAACUUUCAAACAAACUUUCACACUCAGCCACUGCUUUGUUCCUCUUUACAUUUUGGGCUGUUUCUGCUCCUGGAGCUGCUUCUCACAGCAGCUCACUUUACCACUGGUAAGGUUAGUUGGCUAAAUAUAUGUGUGACCUCUUUCCACAGGACAUGUUAGAAAAGCACCUAGUAUCUCUGAAGAAGCAAAGGGACGCUGUGAAACAUAGACUCAAGAAACUUGCAGCCCGUCAGUCAGAAAUCACAAAAACGUCUACAGCGAUAAAAGAGAAUGUAGUGAGGAAAUAUCAAGAGAUGCAGACUGUCCUGGAGGAGGACUUGCGGAUUACCUUGUCUCACCUGGAGAUGGAGGAGAGGGCUGCUGUCUCCGCCUUGGAUGGGCUCAUGGAGAGAAACUGUGCGCUAAUCCAGGAAUUAGAGCAGGACUUGGCCAGACUCUCGUUAGCUCUGGAGCAAAGUGACGCAGAGCCUGAUACAAUGUCACUCUUUUCACAUUGUGAGCUGGACAACAAAGAGACAGCAGAUAGAGUGUUGGAUGUCCUAAACCAAUUAGAUCCCAACAGUGUUAGUCUUGAUGAAGCUAAAGCUAACCAGAUCCUCAGCCUCACCAACAGCAUGCUGCAUCUCGUCUGCUCACAGACCCCUCUAAUGAAGAAGCUACUGAAAAGCUAUUCCAGUGAGGUGCACCUGGAUCCAGAGACAGCCCACCCGAAGUUGAUCAUCUCCCCCAAAAGUGACAGUGUCUCCUACACAGACACAUGUCAGAACCUCCCUGAUCAACCAGGGAGGUUCGACAUCACCCUCAACGUCAUCAGCAUGCAGGGCUUCAGCUUUGGUCGCCAUUACUGGGAGAUUGAUGUGACUGGGAAGACAUACUGGGAGCUUGGUGUUACCUACCCCUCCUUUCCCCGCAAAGGCACGUCUGAGGACUGUUGGCUGGGCCGAGGAGACGGGUCUUGGUGCGUGGAGUUCUUUGACGGGGAAUACACAGCCUGGCAUGGAGGGGUGCCUCACCAGCUGCCUUUCACUAGACAUUUCUGUCGAAUUGGUAUUUGGUGCAGCUUUCCUGCAGGGCUGGUGACAUUUAUUGAGGCGGAUAACAUGAUGCCGCUGUUCUCAUUUUGUGCUGGAACCUUCUCAGAGUGCCUCCACCUGGCCCUAUGUCCUGGUCAUGACCACAAUGGCACUAAUUCAAGUCCUAUUGUAAUCUGUAAUGCAUCAUCUCCCACAAGUGACCUGUAGCGGCAUAACAAUCUUUGCAAUGAUACACAAAUUGCAAAAACUUCUUAAUUUUCAAAAUACAUAUGUUUGUCACAUGUUCACAAUGACUUUUAAAUCUAGAUUCAAAUUAUGUAUACCCAGAAACACAACUUGUAAGACUGGCACAAGAUUGUUCAGGGCUCAGAAUGGGAUUAUGAUCCCACUUCCAUUUAAGCUCACUAGUCACGAUGGCACCAAUAAUGUCUCUUUUAAACUGUGCAACCAUAACUGUUUUUAUGUGUUGUGAAUUUAAGGCCUCCAUGGCUAACUUGUAAGGCAACAAUUAAAUGGAUGAUAGCACAGAAUGUGUUUUGCUUGUCCCUCACAUUAUACACAUAACAUCUGUUUAUUAGAUACAUAGUAACAUGUACUCUAUGGAAAUGAAUUUAUUUAUCUAGUUUGCUCAUUUGAUUGAUGUUUGUGAAGUCAGAAAUCCUCAAUAGACAUGCCACUGUAAACAGCAUUUUCAAGUUUUGUCUAGAGGAAUAGCAUCCCAACAUCAUGAUGCUGACUACUUCAUGUUUCACUAUAGGAAUGGUGAGUUCAGUGUGAUGUGGAGUGAUAGUUUUCCUCUUCAAGUUCAGUUUUGGUCAGACAACCUUUUUCCAUUUGUUCCCUGCACGGUUUGUGCCUAAAUGCAAAUGUAUGGGUUUCU
This is a messenger RNA of Girardinichthys multiradiatus, 2586 nucleotides long. RefSeq names its product probable E3 ubiquitin-protein ligase TRIML1. The transcript is spliced from 5 exons. Lineage: Eukaryota; Metazoa; Chordata; Actinopteri; Cyprinodontiformes; Goodeidae. The record is from RefSeq and is a predicted model, not a curated record. The coding region runs from base 801 to 1913 and encodes 370 amino acids. Gene Ontology annotation, molecular function: protein binding.